Molecule: messenger RNA, 1575 nt
Organism: Mycosarcoma maydis (corn smut)
Lineage: Eukaryota; Fungi; Basidiomycota; Ustilaginomycetes; Ustilaginales
Product: putative Cytochrome P450 monooxygenase/Phenylacetate hydroxylase
Exons: 1
Coding region: 1-1575 (524 amino acids)
Molecular function (GO): oxidoreductase activity, acting on paired donors, with incorporation or reduction of molecular oxygen; heme binding; monooxygenase activity
Source: RefSeq, a predicted model, not a curated record
AUGAGGUUCGAGCUGUCCAGUGAAAGUCUGGCCACGGUGCCACUUUUCGUAUGGCUUUCUGCUACUCUUGUAGUCGGCCACAUCCUCUACACUGCCGUCAAGCGGCCGAAAAUCAAUCUACCUGGUCCUCGCGGUUGGCCGUACGUCGGCAACCUUUUCCAACUGGGUGAGGACGCGGCUCAAACCUACUACAAGUGGUCGAAACGAUACGGUCCCGUCUACAAGGUUCAGCUCGGCGAGCGCGAGGUGAUCAUCAUCAACUCGGCGCAAGCAUCCAAGGAGCUCCUGACCGAUCUGGGUAGCAUCUACAUCAGUCGACCUCUCUUCUACACCUUCCACACGGUAGUCUCUUCCACGGCAGGUUUCACCAUCGGCACUUCACCAUGGGACGAAUCGUGUAAGCGAAAACGACGGGCGGCUGCUACGGCGCUCAACCGUGUCGCUGUGCAGAGCUACGUUCCCAUCAUUGAUCGAGAGACUUUCUCGCUCGUGGAGGAUCUGUACAGCGCAAAGGGAAAAGCUAUCGCUCCAUUUGCAUACUUUCAGAGGCUAGCACUCAACGUUUCACUCAGCGUCAACUAUGGCUCACGGCUCGACAAGAUCAGUGAUGAACUGCUCCAAGAGAUCGUCGAAGUCGAAACGCACGUUGCCAAUUUCCGAUCCGUCUCGAACUCGGCCGCCGACUACCUCCCCAUCGUUCGCUAUGUCCAAAUGCUGGUAGGCGGCAACAAUUCUUUUGCAGCCCAAAUCCGAGCUCGUCGAGAUAAAUACAUGCGUCGCUUACUAGAAGAUCUCAAAGCGCGCGUCAAGGCAGGCACAGACAUCCCUUGCAUCACAGGCAACAUCAUUAGGGAUCCCACUGCUAAAUUGACCGAUCUCGAACUCAGCUCAAUCUGUUUGUCGAUGGUCUCUGCUGGUUUAGACACGUUGGCCAACACUUUUAUCUGGUCAAUGGGAUUCCUCGCCAAGCACCCAGAGAUUCAAGAGAAAGCCUAUUCCGAGCUGUCUAAGGUAUAUCAGGGACAAGUGCCCAAUUCGGAUUCGGAGCAAGUGGAAUACAUCACUGCGCUUCACAAGGAGUGUUCUCGUUACUUUAGCGUUCUGAAACUCGCCUUGCCUAAAGCCACGAUCUCGGAUUCGAGCUACAAAGGAGUCAACAUCCCCGCCGGUACCACCGUGUUUCUCAACGCCUUUGCUAUCCAUCAAGACGCCGAACGCUACGGUGACGUUGAAAACUUCCGCCCCGAGCGCUUCCUUGAGCCAGGAGAAGAAAACAAGCAGUCUCACUACAGCUUCGGCGCGGGUCGAAGGAUGUGUGCCGGAGUCCAUCUUGCCAAUCGAGAGUUGUACAUCGCUUUCUGCAAGGUGAUCCACUUUUUCCACAUCCAACUUUCAGAUGUCGAAGAGGAAAAGCACUUCGAUAUCAAUCCAAAGACGGGAUGCGCGAAUCCGAAGGGGUUGAGCUCGACGCCGAAGCCUUUCAAAGUGAGGUUCGUCCCGAGACAUCCGGCCGCGUUGGAGCAGUGGAUCGAGAGCGAAAGGGAGAAGACGGAUUUGAUGGCCAGUGCUGCUUGA